Messenger RNA from Musa acuminata AAA Group (dessert banana), 910 nucleotides. RefSeq names its product cold shock domain-containing protein 3-like. NCBI's taxonomy places the organism in Eukaryota, Viridiplantae, Streptophyta, Magnoliopsida, Zingiberales, Musaceae. Gene Ontology annotation, molecular function: nucleic acid binding; zinc ion binding. The coding region runs from base 64 to 591 and encodes 175 amino acids. The transcript has a single exon. The record is from RefSeq and is a predicted model, not a curated record.
CCGUAAACGGGCGGGAUCGCGCCAUUUGGUUAGUUCUGUGUUAGGGUUUGCGCGGGAGGAGAGAUGGAAGGAGUGGGAGGAAAGAGGAUGAAGGGGAAGGUCAAGUGGUUCAACGGGGCGAAGGGGUUCGGCUUCAUCACGCCGGACAGUGGCGGCGAGGACCUCUUCGUCCACCAGUCCUCCAUCAAGGCCGACGGUUUCCGCACCCUCGCCGACGGCGAGGACGUCGAGUUCUCGGUUGCCGAGGGCGACGACGGCCGCACCAAGGCCGUCGAUGUCACGGCACCCGACGGCGGAGCCGUCCAGGGAAACGGCGGCCGCAGCGGGAGGGGCGGCCGCGGCGGGUAUGGGUUUAACGAUCGAGGCGGGCAAGGCGGAGGCGGGCGCGCGUGUUACGUAUGCGGGGAGGCGGGGCACAUGGCGAGGGACUGCUACCAGGGCGGGAGCGGCGGCGGAGGUGGUGGUCGUGCGUGUUAUAACUGCGGUGGGACGGGCCACAUGGCGAGGGAUUGCCAGCAGGGCGGCGGAGGGGCGUGCUACAACUGUGGGGAGAUGGGGCACUUCGCCAAGGAGUGCCCUUCGACCAAGUGACGGUGAAUGAUUCCUCUUCAGCCCUUCUCCCGUUUCCAUUUCUCUACAGUGUGGUGGUGUCUUGGGAUGUCACCGCCGGUGGAUUGCUUUCCUUUGUCUUUUGCUUCUUCAGUGUAGUAUGAUGGUGUGUGGUGUUUUCAGUAUGCUUUGAUGGUGUUUGGUUUUUAGGGAUGAUGUGAUGGUAGGGGAGAAGGGCAGAUAUAUAUUUUGAAUGGGGGGAUCGACACGUUCUCGUUGCAUAUUACAAUGUUUUUUUUGGGUGUUAGCUCUUGCCGUGCCUCUUUCUCUUUAACGAAAGAGCUUUCUUUGUCUCUUUUAA